AUGAAUGAUUCUUAAAAGAUUGUUUAUAAUUUUGUCCAUCCAGACUGUUUAAUUGAUUUGACCUAUCAUUCUAGAAAAUGGAAUGAAAUAGAAAAUACCAAGGGAACUUAGAUUAAUGUAAAAUUUAUGAAAAUCUCAAUUCCUAGAAUGAUUUAAUUGUAUGAGCAAUUCUUUAAAUACAGUAAUUUACAAGCGUAAUUUUAUUCAGUUUUUGGAUUAUGAUUUGAAAAA
Paramecium octaurelia is the source of this 231-nucleotide messenger RNA. Lineage: Eukaryota; Ciliophora; Oligohymenophorea; Peniculida; Parameciidae. The record is from the annotation of a GenBank genome assembly.